This is a messenger RNA of Prunus mume (Japanese apricot), 1542 nucleotides long. RefSeq names its product phosphoenolpyruvate/phosphate translocator 2, chloroplastic. The record is from RefSeq and is a predicted model, not a curated record. Lineage: Eukaryota; Viridiplantae; Streptophyta; Magnoliopsida; Rosales; Rosaceae.
GCUUGUGUUUUUUUUUAAUAUCAAAUUGUGUUAUUCGAGUUUACAGUCGGAUUAAGCAACCACAAUCCAAAAAUGAAUUAACACGAAACCGGAAAGAAACGCAGUCAUCUUUCAGUUUUGUAUUCAUGCAACGUUUAAACACUUAAGUUCUCCCUCUCUUGCUUGCUUUCCAAUCCCACAAACUAAGAUGAUGCAGGGCACUGCGCUUGCUCUGUCUCCUUCCACCUCAUUUCUCAAACCUCCGUGUCGAAACUCUAUCCCUAAACCCUCUCAACUUUCGGCCUCAACGUCUUUGAUACAACUUGACAAUCUCACUUGUGUCCGUAGGCUCUCAUGGCAAACACUUUUUUACACAUUUUCUUCUUCAUCUUCUUCAUCUUCUUCUUUUCCGAGCUUCAAUAAAAUCUCUGCUUCCUUCCUUUUCUUGAGUGGAAGAUAUGAUAAUUUGAAGGUCAGGGCUGCUCCCGAGAGUGCUGAAGAGGCUUCGAAUCCGAGGGGGAUGGUUAAGACUUUGCAGCUUGGUGCUUUGUUUGGAAUUUGGUACCUUUUGAAUAUUUACUUCAACAUCUACAACAAACAGGUUCUGAAAGUCUAUCCGUUUCCAGCAACGAUGACGGCGUUUCAGUUUGGCUGCGGGACUGUGAUGAUUUCGUUGAUGUGGGCUUUUAACCUCUACCCCAGGCCAAACAUCACUCGCUCACAGCUUGGAGCAAUUGUACCGCUGGCUGUGGCACACACAAUGGGCAACCUAUUGACUAACAUCAGUCUUGGGAAAGUUGCCGUUUCCUUCACUCACACAAUCAAAGCCAUGGAGCCCUUCUUCACGGUCCUGUUCUCUGCCCUCUUACUUGCAGAGGUAGGGAGGCCGACUGUCUGGGUGGUUUCUUCUCUUGUGCCAAUUGUAGGUGGAGUGGCAUUGGCAUCCUUCACCGAGGCCUCUUUUAAUUGGAUUGGUUUCGGCAGCGCAAUGGCCUCUAAUCUUACUAACCAAUGGCGUAAUGUACUCAGCAAGAAGCUCAUGGUUAAGGAGGAAUCUUUGGACAAUAUCAAUCUCUUCUCAGUGAUAACUAUCAUUUCCUUCAUCCUGUUGGUUCCUUCGGCGAUUCUCUUGGAAGGCGUUAAAUUUACUCCUGCAUACCUGCAUUCAGCUGCACGCCAAGGAUUGAAUAUCAGAGAGUUAUGCGUAAGAUCUCUUCUGGCUGGGUUCUGCUUCCAUACUUGUCAGCAGGUGUCUUAUAAGAUACUGGAGAUGGUAUCGCCGGUGACUCACUCAGUGGGGAACUGUGUGAAGCGUGUGGUGGUGAUUGUCUCCUCAGUCAUCUUCUUCCAAACACCCGUCUCACCCAUAAAUUCUCUCGGGACUGGUCUGGCUCUUGUUGGAGUCUUCUUGUAUUCAAGAGCAAAGACAAUAAAGCCAAAGCCCAAUUAAUCUUUGCAUAAAUUAUACAAGUGUAAUGAUUGUAUUAAGGAAUAAAAAAGCAAAACGAAAAUCAUCAACUGUAAAGAUCAUUAGUUCUGUGUCAUCAUCAUCAUGUACCUGUA